AGUAGCGCGAGCGUCUUAACUGUGAAAAAGUGCAGACGGACGGAGACUGGCGCACGUCGGUGUGCAACGGAACAUAUCCCCGGUACGCACACGGAAAAGUGGACGUGUUUAGAAGUGAAGGAGCUGAAAAUGGAUCGGGAGCCGCGGGUGUGAGGCGUUCGGGACUGGAAAUGGGCGGUCUGCUGCGGGGCUUUCUGCUGUGGACUUGGCUGCUGUCGGCGGCUCACGGCUCACCACUUCUCCUUUUUGCCAACCGGCGAGAUGUUCGAUUGGUGGAUGCAGAGGGCGUUCGAGCCGAGUCGGCCAUCGUUGUCAGUGACCUAGAGGACGCGGCGGCCGUGGACUUCCUGUACUCUGAAGGCCUCAUAUUCUGGACAGACGUCAGCGAAGAGGCCAUCAAACAGACGCACUGGAACCAGUCCUCCAACUCCCUUAAAGAAGCACUGGGAACCGGUCAGGCUGUGGUCGUCGCAGGCCUGGAUAGUCCUGAUGGCCUGGCCUGUGAUUGGUUGGGUAAAAAGCUGUACUGGACUGACUCAGAAACCAAUCGAAUUGAAGUGGCAAACCUGGACGGCACUUCCAGGAAGGUCCUGUUUUGGAUGGAUUUGGACCAGCCCAGGGCCAUCGCACUCAACCCAGCUCAGCGCUACAUGUACUGGACAGACUGGGGUGAGGAGCCCAGGAUAGAACGCGCAGGGAUGGACGGCAGCAACAGGAAAGUCAUCGUGGCUGUGGACAUCUACUGGCCCAACGGUCUGACCAUUGACCUGGUGGAGCAGAAGUUGUACUGGGCUGAUGCCAAGCUCAGCUUCAUCCACAGAGCUAACCUGGAUGGAACUGCACGUGAAACUGUAGUGGAGGGCACCCUCACUCAUCCUUUCGCCUUAACCCUGUCUGAGGAGACCUUAUACUGGACGGACUGGCAGACCCGAUCCAUUCACGCCUGUAACAAACACAAUGGAGACAAAGCCAGAGAGAUCCUCAACGGGAUUUAUUCACCCAUGGACAUCCAAGUCCUGGAGUCGCAUCGGCAGCCCUACUUCCAGACUCCCUGCAGUGACAAUAAUGGAGGCUGUAGUCAUCUGUGCCUCCUGUCUCCAGUCCCACCAUUCUACAGCUGUGCCUGUCCCACCGGGGUCCAGCUCAGACCUGAUGGAAAGACAUGCAAACCAGGAGCUGAACAGGUUUUGCUUCUGGCUCGACGGACUGACCUGAGGAGAAUCUCUCUGGACCUUCCUGACUUCACAGACAUCGUACUCCAGGUGGACGAUAUCCGCCACGCUAUCGCCAUAGACUACGAUCCCGUUGAGGGUUAUGUGUUCUGGACUGACGAUGAGGUCAGGGCCAUCAGGAGAUCGCACAUCGAUGGCAGUAACGCCAUGAUGCUGGUUACCACGGAGAUCAACCACCCAGAUGGUAUCGCAGUGGACUGGGUGGCUCGGAACCUGUACUGGACCGACACUGGCACCGACCGGAUCGAGGUAACCAGGCUCAAUGGAACUUCUCGGAAAAUUUUGAUUUCUGAAAACCUGGAUGAACCCAGAGCCAUUGUCCUAGAUCCUGUAAAUGGGUUCAUGUACUGGACAGACUGGGGUCAGCAUCCAAAGAUCGAGCGGGCCAACCUGGAUGGAACAGACCGGGUGGUUCUGCUCAACAGUUCACUGGGUUGGCCCAACGGACUGGCCUUAGAUUACUCUGCAGGGAAACUGUACUGGGGAGACGCAAAAACCGACAAGAUAGAGGUGAUCAACGUGGACGGCAGUAACAGACAGACUCUGCUGGAGGACAAACUGCCUCAUAUUUUCGGUUUCACCCUCCUGGGGGACUACAUCUACUGGACAGACUGGCAGAGACGCAGCAUCGAGAGGGUCCACAAAGUCACAGCUGUACGAGAGAUCAUCAUCGACCAGCUGCCGGAUCUGAUGGGUCUGAAGGCCACCAAGGUCACCGAGACCUACGGUACUAAUGGCUGUGCUGUGGACAACGGCGGCUGUAGUCAUCUGUGUUUUUGGCGGCGUCAGGCGGUCAGCUGUGCCUGUCCAAUGGGGAUGGAGCUGCUGUCAGAUCUGCAGACCUGUGUGGUGCCUGAAGCCUUCCUGCUCUUCACCAACAGAGACAACAUCAGGAGCAUCUCUCUUGGAACCAACAGUAACGACGUGGCCAUUCCUCUGACGGGGGUUAAAGAAGCAUCUGCUCUGGACUUUGACGUUUCUGAGAGAAGAAUCUACUGGACAGACAUACAGGCCAAGACCAUCAGCAGAGCUUAUAUGAACGGCAGCUCUGUGGAACACGUCAUAGAGUUUGGACUGGACUACCCAGAAGGCAUGGCGGUUGACUGGAUGGGUCGGAACAUUUACUGGGCCGACACUGGCACCAACCGCAUCGAGGUGGCCCGGCUGGAUGGGCAUUACCGACAGGUUCUGGUCUGCAAGGACCUGGACAACCCACGUUCUCUCGAUAAUCCACGAUCCCUGGCACUGGACCCGGCCAACGGGUACAUGUACUGGACUGAAUGGGGCGGGAAACCUCGCAUCGCCCGAGCCUACAUGGACGGAACCACCAUGAUGAUGCUGGUGGACAAGGUGGGCCGGGCCAACGGGCUGACCAUCGACUACGUAGACCACCGGCUCUACUGGACCGACCUGGACACAUGCAUGAUCGAAAGCACCAACAUGCAAGGCCUCCAGAGGGAGAUCAUUGUAGAUAACCUCCCCCACCCAUUUGGUCUGACUCAGUACCGGGACUUCAUCUACUGGACAGACUUUAACCUACGCAGCAUUGAACGGGCCGAUAAACGCAGUGGACUGAACCGCACUGUGGUUCUGCAGGGCCAGUUGGAACUGAUGCUGGACAUCCUGGUGUUCCACUCCUCCCGUCAGGAUGGAACCAAUGAAUGUUCCUAUAACAAUGGGAACUGCGCCCACCUGUGCCUGGCCACGCCCGCCGGUGCCCAGUGCCGCUGUGCCUCCCACUACACCCUGAACCCGGACAAACGCAACUGCAGUUCGCCCUCUAGUUUCCUGCUGUUCAGUCAGAAGGCCAGUAUCAGCAGGAUGGUUCUGGGGGAGCAGAGUCCGGACAUCAUCCUGCCCAUACACGUCCUGAGGAACGUCCGAGCCGUGACCUACGACCCCCUGGACCGACUGGUCUACUGGCUGGAUGGACGCCAGAACAUCCGCAGGGCCAGAGAUGACGGCACCAUGUCUGCCAUGAUUCUGAGCAGCGGCGCUCAGGCCGUGGAGAACCAGCUGCAUGAUUUGAGCCUGGACCCCUACAGCCGCCACGUCUACUGGACCUGUGAGAUGUCCAACACCAUCAACGUCCAGAGGAUGGACGGACACACGGUGGGCGUGGUCCUGAAGGACGACACGGACAAGCCCCGGGCCAUCGUGGUCAACGCGGAGAAGGGGUACAUGUAUUUCACCACGGUGCAGGAGCGCUCGGCUAAGAUCGAAGGAGCCAGUCUGGACGGAACUGAGAGGGAGUCCCUGUUCACCACCGGACUCAUCAGACCAGUCGCUCUGGCCUUGGACAACAAACUGGGAAAACUGUUCUGGGUGGACGCCGACCUCAAACGCAUCGAGAGCAGUGACCUGACAGGAGCCAAUCGCAUCGUCCUCCAGGAUUCCAACAUUCUGCAGCCAAUGGGCCUGACGGUGCUCGGAGAACAUCUGUACUGGAUCGAUCGGCAGCAGCAGAUGAUAGAACGAGUGGACAAACUGACCGGAGAAGGACGGACACGCAUUCAGGGACGCAUCUCCUACCUGACGUCCAUCCAUGCUGUGGAGGAGAUGGACCCGCAGGAGUUUGCAUCUCAUCCUUGUUCCCGUGACAACGGAGGCUGUUCUCACAUCUGUAUCGCCAAGGGUGACGGUACACCACGAUGCUCUUGUCCCAUGCACCUGGUGUUACUGCAGGACCUGCUGCACUGUGGAGACCCGCCCACCUGCUCCACGGAGCAGUUCACCUGCUCCACAGGUGAUAUCGACUGCAUCCCCAUGGCAUGGAGGUGCGACGGAUAUCCUGAAUGCGACGACAGCAGCGACGAGGAGAACUGUCCGGUGUGCUCCGCCUUCCAGUUCCAAUGCGAUAAAGGAGGCUGCAUCGACGCCCAGAGACGCUGCAACGGAGAACCCGACUGUGCAGAUCAUUCUGACGAACAGGACUGUGAGACCAUCUGUCCUCCUAAUCAGUUCCGCUGUGGAGACAACCAGUGCAUCACUAAGAAACAACAGUGUGACAACUACUCCGACUGUCCUGACGGCUCGGAUGAGCUGGCAUGUGAGUUUGUGUCUCCGUCGUCCAGCGUCCCCAACACCGGUCCCAACACCAUCGGCCCGGUCAUCGCCAUCAUCCUGUUGGUGUUUGUGAUCGGGGGUGCGUAUUUCGUAUGCCAGAGGGUGGUAUGUCGACGGUACAAGGGCCCCAGCGGAACCUUCCCUCAUGAGUACAUCAGUGGAACCCCCCACGUACCCCUCAACUUCAUCGCCCCCAGCAACUCCCAGCACGGAACCUUCCAAGGGACCUGUCCUUCAGGGAAGUCCAUGAUGAGCUCAGUGAGUCUGAUGGGCAGCAGCAGCAGCGGAGCGCCACUGUACGACCGCAACCAUGUGACCGGAGCGUCGUCCAGCAGCUCAUCGUCCACCAAAGGAGUCUUCUACCCACAGAUCCUUAAUCCUCCUCCGUCCCCAGCGACUGACCGCUCACUGUAUAACACAGAGAUAUUCUACUCAUCCAACAGUCCAUCCACCACCAGAUCAUACAGGCCGUACCACCCAGUUCGAGGCGUGGCUCCGCCCACAACGCCGUGCAGCACCGACGUGUGCGACAGCGACUACACCCCCCACCACCCACCAGUGGGGCUGCCGUCGUCAGCGGGCCGCUGGAAGGCCGUGGGCCACGGCGGCCACGGAAAACACAACAAGUACUACAUGGACCUGAACUCGGACUCGGACCCGUACCCACCGCCGCCGACGCCGCGCUCCCAGUACCUGUCGGCCGAGGACAGCUGCCCGCCCUCCCCCUCCACGGAGCGCUCCUACUUCCACCUGUGCCCCCCGCCCCCCUCGCCCUGCACCGACUCCUCGUGACCCUCCAACAGCCAGGGAGCCCGUGAGGAAGGAAGGGAUAGAGCUCCACCUCCAGGGGGGCGGGGCUGUAGCAGGACACGCCCUCGUGCCAGGCUCAGUUCACACAUGCUGCUUCUCUCUGCUGGUUCCAGUACAAGUGCCUCCAUUCAGGUCAUCAUUCCAGUCACCUCCCAGUGACCUUCACCUCUGGCUGGGCCCUGGAGCCCUGCCCCCAACCCCACCCCCCCACCAACCCCACAAGAAGGAGACCACGAGGAGAUCCAGCCGAUAGAUCCCUCAUACAUUUCCAUUCCAACACUGUCCCUGAUCCUCUGGUGGGUCGACCUCAUUCUCUGCUGAAACAAACAGAACGUACUUUUACAAAUGCACCGUGAUUCACAAACACUUACGACCAUUUUAUUCCUGUGUGGAUGCUUUAAGAAGUUUCACACCUCAGAAAUAUUAGCACAGAGACUUUAUACAAGCUGAUUUUAUAGGUUCUUAUUAAGGCUAUUCCCUCAAAUUUAUGUAAGGAAAUAAACUGUUUAAUUGGGGGAAAAAAUCCGUUUUUCCACUUUAAAAUUACACACAGAUUCACAAAAAGCAUGUGAAACUGUGUAAAUCUGAUUAAAGAAGAAUAACUGUUUAGGAGACAGUCUGUUUAAAGACUGUUUCCUCAAAUUCAUUCGUGGAAAUAAACUGUUUAAUUAGAAAAAACAGUUUUCCCUGAUCCUUAGAAAUGUUAUAAAGAAACAAAUGAGAGAUGAUCUUUAGUUUUAGCAGAAAAGUGCUUUUAAAAGGACGCGUAGUAAAUGACUCUUUCUUUUGAAAGACGUGUUCAUCAGAAUAUCAGUGAAGAUGUUGAAUGUUCUGCAUCUUUCACUUCAUCCAUUUAUGUGCAUUUACUCAAAAAACAUUAUUUUAUUCUGCUUCCUUGAACAUUUUCUGACGUCAAACCUCGAAAUGUGGAUUAAACACAUUGAUGCUGAGGUUUCAGUGAAUGACAGGGCAUUUGUGAAUCAGGUUUUAGCAGAACAUUAGCUCCACGUCACAUCAGUCCGGGACCCCCCCCCCUCCCCCAGCGUCCCACCAAGACUGAUGUGACCCUUCUUUCCUUCCUUCCUUCCAUCCUUCCUUCCUUCCUUCCUCGCUGCCUCCUCAUUGGCCGAGCAGUGGCAGGACUGUACAUAGUGUUAAAAUAAUAUGAACACAAAUAAAUCAGAGAGGAAUUAUUUUACUAUUUUAUUCAUGCUGGCUGAUUCACUUCCACGGAGGAAAAAAAGAAGAAAAGAAAAAUGGACAUGAACUCAUGAGUGGAUGGAUGGAUGGAUGAUAAGUGAUGGAAAAUAGAUAGAUGGAUAAUAAUAGAUCAAUGGAUGAUGAUGGAUGAAUAGAUAAUAGAUGGGUGAUAAUUGAUGGAUGAUGGAUGGAUCUAGAUAGUUGGAUGAUGGAUGAUAAUGGACAGAUGAUAAUGGAUGGAUGGAUGGAUGAAUGUUGUGUGGAUGUUUGUGUUGUCUGUGCUGACUGUGUGAAUGGACCCAGGGCCCAGAUCAGUCUCGAACGUGUCCUCGGUGAAUUUGUCUCUGUCAUUUCAAUGGGACGUUGUUGAGUUGAAUGUGGGGCGUGGUCAGUCCAGCCCCGCCUCCUCCACCCGCCCGUCAAAGCCCCGACCGACCACCCAAACCAAACCAAAUGUGUAAAGCUCCUGUACAUAUGUGUAAUGAAGUCCUCUGUUUGUCUGAGACGUGAACGCUGUUGGUGGUGAAUCCGAACGUCGUCUGUCCUCGUCCCGUUUACCAAAAGGAUGUUUGCUGCUAUCGUGUACAAAGUAUAACGGUUCAAGUACUUAUGAAUACACAAAACGCCCAAAAGUACCACUGACUGUAGAUCAUGAAGCUAUUUUACAGUUCAUAACAAAUUAUUCUUAUAGCGACUUUUCUUCUGUUGUAUUUGUGUGUGUGUGGGUGUGUGUGUGUGUAGAUGGUUGUGUAUUUGUGUUUAUGUGGAAAUGGUGAACGACUGAAGCUCUCAGGACUCGGACCAUGUGACCGACAGUCAAACGUCCUCCCCCCUCGUCCGUCUGCAGCGCCGCUUGUUCACAUGGGACAUGAUAUUCCACUAAUAAUCCAUUUCAAACAUUCAAACAGACACAGAACUGAGUCUGACAUCCUGGUUUUACAGAGUAUUUUUGGACAAAACGGCCAAAAAAAAAAAUCAGUUAAGCCAUCCUUUAGAACAGGGUGGUCAAACGUACGGUCCGUGGGUCCAAACACA
Molecule: messenger RNA, 7343 nt
Organism: Sphaeramia orbicularis (orbiculate cardinalfish)
Lineage: Eukaryota; Metazoa; Chordata; Actinopteri; Kurtiformes; Apogonidae
Gene: lrp5
Product: low density lipoprotein receptor-related protein 5
Exons: 29
Coding region: 171-5090 (1639 amino acids)
Biological process (GO): nervous system development
Molecular function (GO): protein binding
Source: RefSeq, a predicted model, not a curated record